Molecule: messenger RNA, 1592 nt
Organism: Boeremia exigua
Lineage: Eukaryota; Fungi; Ascomycota; Dothideomycetes; Pleosporales; Didymellaceae
Exons: 3
Coding region: 281-1426 (381 amino acids)
Molecular function (GO): protein binding
Source: RefSeq, a predicted model, not a curated record
GUAAAACUCUCGUUACUCUGCUCCCGUUAGUAAGAGGCUGGUGUUUGCCGUAAUGCUUGAUCAGCACCAUAGCAUUGUUUGCCUACGUAACCGCCACUCGUGGUGGAGGCUGUCGUCUCACCCCACAAGGCUGGAGACCCUUGCUCUUCCUAGCUGCAGCUAAGCUUUCUACGUAACUUCUGCAUUUGCUAACCUCCAUUGUUCUCACUUCGUCAUAGUACUCCGCAACCAGCUUCUACACUCACUCUUGUGUGUUCGCUCGUUUCACAUAUUCUUCGCCAUGGCUGAGCCAAAUGCUGCCCCGCACGCCGAGAAUGACCCCGCCACGCCAACCACCGCUGCUCCCACGCAUGAGGACAAAGAUGAGCAUGACAAACCACGAGAUAGUAAGGGAUGGGAUGGAAAGUUGAGAGUGGAAAAGCAAGUCGUCGUGAAAUAUCCGGCAGACCCCAACGCAGAAGUGCAGAGCGAUGCGGAAGAAUCAGAGGACGAAGGGCCGCCGCCCGAUGAGAUCCAGGCAGACGAAGACCUCCUAGACGACGUUCCGGACGAUGAAGACGAGAUCGAACUGGUGCACUGUAAGAUCGGCGACAUGUCGAAACUGAGGUUGGAGCGGUUCAAGCAAAUGAAGCGUCUUUGCCUCCGGCAGAAUCGUAUACAGACGAUCGAGAUACCGACCGAUGCUGCAGCCACGAUGACUGAAAUCGAUCUCUACGACAACCUCAUCUCGCACGUCAAAGGCUUCGAUGCCUUCACCGAACUCACCUCGCUCGAUCUCUCCUUCAACAAGAUCAAGCACAUCAAGCGCGUCGACCAUCUGAAGAAGCUUAAGGACCUUUAUUUUGUGCAGAACAAGAUCAGUACUAUCGAGAAUCUAGACGGCUUGACCAACCUGCGACAAAUCGAACUGGGCGCGAACAGGAUACGCGAGAUUCAGAAUCUGGAAACACUCACAGGACUGGAAGAGCUGUGGCUGGGCAAGAACAAGAUCACAGAGAUCAAAGGCCUCGAUACCCUCACGAACCUCAAGAUCCUGUCUAUCCAGUCGAAUCGUCUACGUACGAUAUCUGGGCUGGACAAACUUGUCAACCUUGAAGAACUACACAUCUCGCACAACCUGUUGACUUCGUUGGAGGGCCUCGAGCACAACACAAAUUUACAGGUCAUCGACAUCAGCUCGAACCCCAUCGAGCACCUCUCAGGCCUGAAGACUCUCGCACAUCUGACAGAAUUCUGGGCUUCUAACUGCAAGCUCAGCAGCUUCGCCGAGGUCGAGAAAGAACUCAAAGACAAGGAGGAGCUUGAGACAGUGUACUUCGAGGGCAACCCACUCCAGAGAGCACAACCCGCGCUGUACCGCAACAAGGUGCGCCUAGCCCUGCCGCAAAUCAAGCAGAUCGACGCUACAUACGUGAAACAAGUGUAGUACACCCACGACCGAAUCCUCGAGACCCGCGCUCUCCUGCACGAGCUCACCGAAGAGAUGGCGCUCAAGCGCUCACACCGCGCACUAUCAAGCGGGCCCCUAGGCGUGCGGCGCAAAGUCGCCAACCACGUUGCCCGCAUCGUAGACCUCGCGGUGGAUUUCCUGA